Oppiella nova is the source of this 609-nucleotide messenger RNA. The record is from the annotation of a GenBank genome assembly. NCBI's taxonomy places the organism in Eukaryota, Metazoa, Arthropoda, Arachnida, Sarcoptiformes, Oppiidae.
CAACAGCAGAGGUCCACACCUAACGCGCCGACCACUCAGGCUAGCAGUAGUGCGCCGACCAAUACGUUCACUGAAGUGAACCCCGAAUUUCUGGCCGCUUUACCGCUCAAUAUUCAGGAAGAAGUCUUGGCUCAACAGCGCGCCGAACAGCAGCGCAUUGCCUCUCAAACUGCGAAUCCGGAGACACCGGUAGACGCGGGAAGUUUUAUACUGACACUACCGCCCAGUCUAAGGCGACAAGUGUUGGCCGAUAUGGACGACAGCCAACUAGCGUUACUGCCGCCAGAAGUGGCCACUGAGGCACAGGCGCUGAGGCAAGAGCUGGAGGCCAGACACCGACAAAUACAGGAGCGCUUCUUCUCGAGUCACGCGGGAACAGCCCUCUCACGCAUUCUCCGCACUGCAGCAACAGGUCGUAUGGGAGGCACUCGUUAUACCAUUCAUACCGUACCCCCUGGUUCGUGGCCCUGGAAUAUCAGCGGAGGCCGCUCGGGAACGGGUGGCAGUAAUCUGAACGCCAGCUCAAGCGUGAACGCACACAGACCUACAUUUACCAGCAGUCGGUUUAGAGGGAGACAACUGUUGGACAACGAAGCGCUCUCUUGUCUG